AAGUCGCCUGAUGUUACACAGGAGGCAAAAUGGCUACUGUGGGCUUGUCAAACAAACACUGAAUCAAUCAGAACAGGCGGCUGCCAGCUUCGGGUGAUCAAUACACAAGGCAUGAAACAUAAACGGGUAAGAAGUUAAUCUUCAAAAGAAGAUGCAUGUACUAUGCCAGCUUUACUGAACAUUUCAUCAUACAUUGUACCCUGUCAUCAAAUCAAAAUGAAACAAGUACUGGAACAUGCAUUGGACAGAGCAGAGUACAUUGUAGAAAGUGCCCAACAGCGCCCUCCUAAGAGAAGAAAUUCCACAAGUGCAAGGAAAUCCCUUAAUCAGAAACUCUAUGAUUUGUAUUUGGAAGAAUGUGAAAAGGAGCCUGAAAUAAAGAAACUGAGGAGAAAUGUUAAUCUACUGGAAAAGCUUGUGAUGCAGGAGACAUUGUCGUGUCUUGUAGUGAAUCUUUACCCUGGAAAUGAGGGAUAUUCAUUGAUGCUCAGGGGAAAAAAUGGAACUGACUCGGAAACUAUCCGGCUACCCUAUGAGGAGUGUGAACUUCUGGAUUAUCUUGAUGCUGAAGAACUGCCUCCAAUCCUUGUCGAUUUAUUGGAAAAGUCGCAGGUCAAUAUUUUUCAUUGUGGGUGUGUCAUAGCUGAAAUUAGAGAUUAUCGACAAACUGGUAACACUAAAGUACCAACAUAUAAAACUAGGCACAUACUGUUGCGGCCAACAAUGCAGACCCUGGUUUGUGAUGUCCAUGCAAUAACAAGUGACAACCACAAGUGGACGCAGGAUGAUAAAUUGCUUCUGGAGAGUCACUUAAUCUUGGCAACUGCAGAGCCAUUAUGUCUGGAUCCCUCCAUCUCGGUCACAUGCACUGUCAACAGAUUGCUUUAUAACAAGCAAAAAAUGAACACUUACUCAAUGAAAAGAUGCUUCAAGAGAUUUUCCCGGCCUUCUUUAAAUAGACGGUUAGAAAUGGCCAAUUAUCCAACACCACCACAGUUGAAAUUGUUUGACUAUAUACAAAAAAGAAAGGAAAGAAAAAUAUCUCAGUCAGUGGAUCUUAAAAUUUCCAGAGCUGGCAACUGUGUGGAUAUGUGGAAACAAAAUAGCUGCCUGUUAUUGGCACCAACAGAGCUUGAUGUGGAAAAGUAUGCUACUGUGGAGAAAUCUGUUAAGCUUGAAGAAUCUCAACCAUCUGUCUGGCCAGCUCAUGAUAUUAAAGAUGAUUAUAUCUUUGAAUGUGAAGUGGGUGCACCCUUCCCAAAGACGAAAGUGACCAUUUAUCAGUGUGCAGGAGAUCCCUUGUUCUAUGGUAAAAUUCAAGUAGCAAAGGAUUUAUCAAGAGAUGAUGAAAAUGAUUUCCACCUCAUUCACCCCCCAUUUCUCAUCGGCUCAAAGAUUGAUGCCGACCGGUUUAUUAAACAGUACAAGGAUGUUUACCAUAAAGAUGCCAAAUGCCCUAUAAAGAUGUCUCACAACUCCGGUGGAUCAGCAAAUCACGGCCAGCUCUCUCCUUCAAAGGAAGCAGAACCUGAUGGCAUUUCUGGGUCAGUUCAGUCCUCAGUACUGGGAAAGGGAGUGAAACACAGACCACCACCUAUUAAACUGCCAUCUGGUUCAGGAAGCAACUCCUCAGCAAAUGCUUAUAGUUCCCAGCAGUCAGGUAGCCACCUGAAAUCUCCAACUCCUCCUCCAUCUAAGAGUCAGAGCCUCUCUCGUAAACACUCAGAACUGAAUCAAGUAAACCUGCUUUCACCAUCUGCUCUUUCACCAGUGGGAUCCUCACAGAGGUCUCGGGGUGGUGGAGCAUAUCCUGGCAGCAAUGUGCGCAAGGCAGGACUACACCACGGACGAGAUGCAAGUCCGUCACAGGGAUCUGGAACUCCCAAGCCAUCUACUCCAACACCCACUAACACGCCAUCAUCUACUCCUCAUCCUCCGGACAUCCAAACGUCCACACCAUCUAUUACCCCAUCGGCAACUCCCACACCACAGGACUCUUCAAUGAACUCACAACCAGCCCUUUUGACAUCUUUUGCCCAGCAGCAGAUGGCACUGAGUCAGACUCUUCCAGUCAUGACUAUUCCAUUGGCUACCAUGGGUACCUCAAUCACCACAGGCACAUCUACAUCUCAGGUCAUGACUAGUCCAGCUGGCCUAAACUUCAUCAAUGUUGUUGGAUCUGUGUGCGCACCCCAAAUGAUGAGUGGAUCUAAUCCCAUGUUGGGCUGCAACCCUGGAACUAUCACCUCUACAGGAAUCAAUCUCAGUGGGAUUUUGCCUUCUGGAGGACUUGUGCCUGGUGCAUUACCAACUAUGCAGUCUGGAGCACAAGCAGGUGUUCCUUUUGGUUUAAAAAAUGCCUCAGGUCUUCGGCCCCUAAAUCUACUUCAGAUACCUGGAGGACCUCUCAUCUUUAACUCUCUACAGCAGCAACAGCUUUCCCAGUUCUCUCCACAGCAGUCAUCAACGCAGUCUGCCACAUCAAGCCCUCAGCAACAAAGCGAUCAGUCAUCUGAUCAAGGUCCUUCUAGCCAGGAUCAAACCCUGAGUGGCCAGCAGACUGCUGUAAUAAACCUUGGAGGAUUUAUGUCACCACAUUCAGUUGCGAUACUUACAACACCAAAUGCAUCAGCAAAUGGCUAUGGCGGCAGCAGUGGCCCAGGCAGCUCAAAUCCGUCAUCAUUCAAACAACCAACUAAAAAGUAAAAGAAAACGUGGCACACAAAACUCAAACACUUAACUUUCUAUCUUGGCAGCAACUCAAAAAAAAAAAAAUCCCUCCUAAAGUACAAAAUUCUAGAUUGUUGGAAAAUAACGUCUGUGAUAUUUUUAUAAAAUAGAGCAUUUCCUUUUUGUGUCCCCUUUUUUAAACAAAAAAAGUGCAAUUAUGUAAUGAAAACUACGAAGCAGAGGAGCAUGCUUGGUGGUAUACAGUCGUCCACUCUGUUGUCCUGAAGAUUAAAGCUUUAUAUUGUAGAUAACUCCAUUAUUAUUAUUAUUAUUUUUUUUUUU
This is a messenger RNA of Polypterus senegalus (gray bichir), 3012 nucleotides long. RefSeq names its product SPT20 homolog, SAGA complex component (gene supt20h). The transcript is spliced from 25 exons. Bases 163 to 2706 code for a protein of 847 amino acids. Gene Ontology annotation, molecular function: transcription coregulator activity. Lineage: Eukaryota; Metazoa; Chordata; Cladistia; Polypteriformes; Polypteridae. The record is from RefSeq and is a predicted model, not a curated record. Gene Ontology annotation, biological process: regulation of transcription by RNA polymerase II. Gene Ontology annotation, cellular component: SAGA complex.